UUCAGCGCACCUCCCUCCCACCCCCAGCUAGUGCAUCCUAGCCCUGCGGGACGCGCGUCUCAGCCUCCCAACGAACUCUCCACAGCUAUCUCCCUCUCACAUUCUCUCGCCUCCGUGCAAUCAGAGUUACUUAUCUCCGUCAGCCCCGAACCCGCGCCGUUAGUGUGGUCGCGCCGCCGCUCAUUUUCAUAUUCAGCCCAAGAAAGGAAUGGGAGGCAGAGGAGUUAUUGGUGACAAAUGGUCCAUGAGGGUUCUCUGGGUCUGUGCCCUAGGAAGUGCAGUCGGUUUGUAUAUGGUUGCUCAAGAAAGACAAUUACAGAACAGGGCAAGAAUGUUGGCUGAGAGUUUGAAGGACGUGGAAUCAGGAGGCAGUGGUGAAAAUGUUUAGGCCUUUUAGGGCGUUGUUGAAAUGUGAGCUCCAGACUACCUGAGAUUCUAUCUUUUGCAAAUUGCUCCCAUCUCUUAUGGUGGCUACAAACCAAUACUGGCCAGGAGCCGUACCAACAGCUGGCCCAGGAGUUGAGAAAGGUGUAAGCAAUGUUAGAGCUGGUCCAGCAGCUGAGGGAUGGGUAAACGAUGUUUGGGCUGGUACGAAAGCUGGACCGAAAGCUGGUCCAGGAGCUGAGGGAUGGGUAAGCGAUGUUAAGGCUGGUCCGAGAGCUGGACUGAAAGCUGGUCCAGGAGCGGAGGAAUGGGUAAGCGAUGUUAAGGCUGGUCCGAGAGCUGGACCGAAAGCUGGUCCAGGAGCUGAGGGAUGGGUAAGCGAUGUUAAGGCUGGUCCAAGAGCUGGACCGAAAGCUGGUCCAGGAGCUGAAGGAUGGGUAAACAAUGUUAAGGCUGGUCCUACAGUGGGACCAAGAGCUUGGCCAGGAACUGAGGGAGGGGUAAGCAGUAGUGAAGGUGGUGUGAGGAGAGAUGUUGAUCCAAUGAUUAAUGGACUGGGACUGGGACUGGGAGUGGAUAUUGGGUAUAGAUCAGGAUUUAGGGCAGGUGUAGGGGGAGGGGAGCAUUGGUUUGGCCCAGGAAUUGGAGGUCGAGGGGUGUCCAAUGAGUGCACAUUGGGGUAUGUUUGUCCAACCUACGGACGCAGGGGAUGCGACAAAUUUUCUUAUGGAAAUUGCGAUAGUUAUGGCUUUCAUCCACUGAUGGCUUCCAUGCAACUGCACGAAGUUGAAAUGAAAUGGGCCAAAGGCAGCAAGCCUGCUGCAACGCCUCAAAAUGGCGUCUAGUUAAAUGCUUUCAUGUCCAUCUCCUCCUUUCACUCCUGCAAUAUUAAAUAAAGUAAUGUUCUUUCACCUCUUGAUGAAUAAAAACAAGCUGAAUACCUUCCCUUGCCUUGCCCUUCCCACUCUUCUACUCUCUUAGACAAUGCUUAUUCAAUAAACACCUCACAUCCAAUGAAAGAGUUUCCAAAUCCAUUACAUUCCCUCUUUUGUUUACAUAAUCUUAUUAGCUUGCCAUCCUCUCGAGCGUCAUCGAUUUGUUAUGUUAUAAUAAUGAAGUUUCGAUG
This is a messenger RNA of Cucurbita pepo subsp. pepo (vegetable marrow), 1510 nucleotides long. Lineage: Eukaryota; Viridiplantae; Streptophyta; Magnoliopsida; Cucurbitales; Cucurbitaceae. The record is from RefSeq and is a predicted model, not a curated record.